UAUAAAUUGGCCUCUCCGCUAGGGGCCUCUUUCCCACUCCUCUCUCUCUCUCUUCUUCGCUUGCUUCCGGUGGAAGCGCUCGUAGAUUUUUGGGGAUAAAACCCUAGCCCUAGAGAAAGCUGGCGGUACGCUAAUGGCGGCGGAUGUGAGCUUUUCAGCGCGGAUGCAGAGCGGGUACAAAGAAGAAGGGGAGGGGAAGAGGGAUUUGGUCACCAGGGACCUCCUCGGCGGCGGGGCGGUGCUCAGAUCCCCGGCGGAGGUAGAUCUCGACGUCCAGGUCCCCGCCGGCUGGGAGCGGCGCCUCGAUCUAUUGUCCGGUAAAACGUACCUCGAGAAGCGCGAAUCCAAUCCGUCGCCCCGCAAUCUCCAGGACCUCAACCUCCCGCCACCGCCCUCCUCCUCGGCCACCGCCGGCGUCCUCCCGGAGGACUCCACCGCCCUCGACCUCAAGCUGGUGGCGCCGGCUCCCUCCUUCUCCGCCUACCAGAGCGUGUGCACCCUUGAGAAGGUGAGGUACGCGCUGGAGCGCGAGUCCCGCAUCAGGCUCCCCCUCCGCCCCCGAUCCGACGCCUCCCCUUCGCCCUCCUCCUCCACCUCCUCCUCGAUCAAACGGCGCGCGGCGGCAGAUCAGGACGAGGACGGCGCCACGGACGGCUCUGAUUCGUCCGGUGGGUUGAUCGCCGCCGGUUGCCCGGGGUGCCUCCUCUAUGUACUCAUUGCCAAGGUGGACCCCAGGUGCCCCCGUUGUGACUCGCACGUGCCGGUCCCUACUCUCAAGAAGAAGCCCAAGAUCGACCUCAACUCAUCACAGACUGACUUGUAUUAGCUUAAUGAUAAUAUAUAUACAUCUAUAAAGCACAAACAAAAUUGCUAAAUUUUCAGUAGGAGGUUACAGAGGAAAAUAAUAAUAAUAAAAAAAAGAUAUGGGAGCCGAUGUUUUUCCUUGGGUACAAAAGAAUACUGUUUCGGAGUUGGAUUUAUUUGUU
This is a messenger RNA of Phoenix dactylifera (date palm), 986 nucleotides long. RefSeq lists its product as uncharacterized. The record is from RefSeq and is a predicted model, not a curated record. NCBI's taxonomy places the organism in Eukaryota, Viridiplantae, Streptophyta, Magnoliopsida, Arecales, Arecaceae.